Cyprinodon tularosa is the source of this 2492-nucleotide messenger RNA. RefSeq names its product noelin-2-like. Lineage: Eukaryota; Metazoa; Chordata; Actinopteri; Cyprinodontiformes; Cyprinodontidae. The record is from RefSeq and is a predicted model, not a curated record. The coding region runs from base 373 to 1821 and encodes 482 amino acids. Gene Ontology annotation, biological process: signal transduction. The transcript has 8 exons.
UAGUGGAUAAAACCACAGAGCAGCUUGGGCUCAGUCACAACUCCUUAAUUUCAGACAAAGGAGGCAGCCAAAAAGAAGAAAAACACAUGCACGCUUUAAAAGACAAAACAUCUGUUUUGGAGAGCAUUGGACACCUUACCUUUGGAGCUUGUUUGUUAGGAUUUAUUCUCUAACUUGGGACCUUGUUGGAGCUGAGCUGUGGAGAAAUUCUCUAUUGGAUUUCAUUUUUCUGGUUUGCAGUUUUGCACAAUGUUUCUUUUACCUGUAACAUCGUGAGGAGUACUGUAGCUUCUUGCUGAUUUUGGGAUGUCUGCUAUCAACACUUUGGUGCAGCAGAGUUUCUUCUAAUUGUGUUAAUGUGUGUGCGUCAGAAUGAGUGUGCCCAUGCUGAAGAUCGGUGCUGUGCUCAGCACCAUGGCUAUGGUAACAAACUGGAUGUCCCAGACUUUGCCUUCACUGGUUGGACUCAAUGGAACCAUCAUUUCCCCUGAUGGCACACAUGAACGGAUCAUUAGUGGUUUAUACCCUGGCUCAGAGGAAGGCUGGCAGGUGUACAGCACAGCCUCAGAUCCGGACGGCAGGUGUGUUUGCACGGUUGUCGCCCCUGCUCGAAACCUGUGCAAAAGAGACCCCCGGAACCGCCAGCUACGCCAGCUAACUGAACAGGUGCAGAAUGUGAGUCAGUCCAUGGAGGUGGUGGACCUGCGAACAUCAAGAGACCUCCAGUACGUCCGAGACUCUGAGCCUCUGCUGAGGGGAGUUGACGGUCGUUUGCACACUUAUGUGGCCAGUCCCCGCACUCUGACUUCCAAGGGCCUCCAGGAGUUAAAGGGCCAGAUGUCCCAGCUAAGGCCGCUCUUGUCAGUGGUGGAGCAGUACAGAUUGGACCUGCAGACGCUGGCCACCUUACGAAUUGAGCUGCUCAACCUAUCGAUCAUCCUGACAGCUAUCCAGGAGGAGGUGGGAGCCUACGACUAUGAGGAACUUCAGCAAAGGGUCUUAAUGCUGGAGACAAGGCUGCACAGCUGCAUGAACAAACUGGGUUGUGGUCGCCUGACUGCAGUUAGCAACCCAAUCACCGUGAGGGCCUCGGGAUCCCGCUUUGGCUCCUGGAUGACUGAUGCCAUGAUUCCCAGCUCCGAAAGCAGGGUGUGGUCAAUGGAUGGCUACUAUAAGGGCAGGCGUGUGCUGGAGUACAGGACUAUGGGGGACUUCACAAAAGGUCAAAACUUUGUGCAGCACCUAUUGCCCCAUCCCUGGGCAGGAACUGGCCAUGUAGUCUACAAUGGAUCACUCUAUUACAACAAGCACCAGAGCAACAUUCUGGUUCAGUACCAUUUCCGCUCCCGCAGUGUGUUGCUGCAGCGCAGUCUUAGCGGAGCUGGAUACAACAACACCUUCCCCUACAGCUGGGGAGGAUCAUCAGACAUAGACCUGAUGGCUGAUGAGACAGGACUAUGGGCGGUCUACACCUCCAUCCCAAAUGCAGGAAACAUCAUGGUAAGUCGCCUGGAUCCCCGUUCCUUGGAAGUCCUCCAGAGUUGGGAUACAGGUUUUCCAAAGCGCAGUGCAGGGGAGGCUUUCAUGAUUUGUGGCACCCUGUACGUCACCAACUCUCACCUGGCUGGUGCCAAGGUCCACUUUGCCUACAACACCAACACCUCAACAUACGAGUAUACUGACAUCCCCUUUCAUAACCAGUAUUCCCACAUAAGCAUGAUGGACUACAAUCCUAGGGAGAGGGCGCUUUACACCUGGAACAACGGGCACCAAGUGCUCUACAAUGUCACUCUGUUCCACGUCAUCCAGAGUGACGGAUAAUUGGACUCAAUAGGAGACGUUAAAAUGUAAUUUGAUACUACAAGUUCAAACAUGCACAGAAACACAUACACUGGUCAUCACAUGGUUAAUGGAAAUUUAAGCUGUAUGUAUUCAAAUGUGAAUAACUUACAGAUGCAAUACAUUGUUAUUGGACACUUGUCUGAAGGUCACAGAAGAGAUUUCAUCCGGGCACUAAUGUUGUUAAGAAAAAAUAAGAAUGAAUGUUUUUGAGCUCAGUCUUAUUUAAUUUCCUUUUGUUCCAUUUAUAUAUUAGGAGAUUUUUUUGAAGAUAAAAAUACAGAGUAAACUGGAUUUGAAGUCACUUGAGCAUCAAGUUUUGACGAUAAGCCUGCUGGAGGUAUUAGGGGCUUGUAAUGUGAUUGUGGAUAUGUUCAGUCAGCAUGGUUGUUCAAUUAAUAAACUUUACUGUCAAACCUUGCUAACAUUUCUUUGUUAUCUCUAUUAUGAAGCAGAAUGAAAUUCAACACCAAUUGUCUGUUUCUGUGUGUAUACAAUAUUGUAUGCAAUAUAAAAUUCAAACUCAAAUCUAAUUUUAAACAAAUUAUCAGAAAAUAUGCAUGGCAUGGAAUCAGGUUUGUAUUCGCACCACUUUUGAUAUUGGUUCCACUCAUUAAUAGCAUGAUAUUAAUAAAACUUAUUUUUUUUAUUCA